CUGCUGCUGGCCGCCUGCGGGGCGGCGGGGCGCUCCCCCGAGCCCGGGCGCCUGGGUCCCCGCGUCCGGCUGGUCCGGGCGAUGCCGAGUCCGCCCGCGGGGCGCGCGCUGCCCGGCCGCGGCGAAGACGGACAGGCGCGCGGCGCGGAGCCCGGCGCUCCGGCUCCCGGUCCCGCUCCCGGUCCCGGCGAGAACGGCGCCCCUGCCGCGGGCCAGAGGCGCUGGGCGCGGGCGGCGCCGGUGGCCGGAGCGGCUUCGCGGGCGCAGGUCUCGCUCAUCAGCACGUCGUUCGUGCUCAAGGGGGACGCGACGCACAACCAGGCGAUGGUGCACUGGACGGGCGAGAACAGCAGCGUGAUCUUGAUCCUGACGAAGUAUUACCACGCAGACAUGGGGAAGGUUCUGGAAAGUUCUCUGUGGCGGUCGUCGGACUUCGGGACGACCUACACCAAGCUCACCCUGCAGCCUGGCGUCACUACCGUCAUCGACAACUUCUACAUUUGCCCGACCAACAAGAGAAAGAUCAUCCUUGUGAGCUCCUCGCUCAGUGACCGGGACCAGAGCCUGUUCCUCAGCAUGGACGAGGGCGCCACCUUCCAGAAGCAGCUCAUCCCCUUCUCUGUGGAAACGCUGAUUUUCCACCCCAAGGAGGAGGACAAGGUCCUGGCCUACAGCAAGGAGAGCAAGCUCUAUGUGACCUCUGACCUGGGGAAGAAGUGGACGCUUCUGCAGGAGCGAGUGACCAAAGACCACGUGUUCUGGGCUGUGUCUGGGGUGGAUGCCGACCCUGACUUGGUCCACAUGGAAGCCCAGGACCUUGGAGGAGGUUUCCGGUACGUCACCUGCCACAUCCACAACUGCUCCGACAAGACGCUGGCGGCCCCGUUCGCAGGCCCUGUGGACCGCAGCUCUCUGACCGUGCAGGACGAUUACAUCUUCUUUAAGGCAACCUCAACAAACCGGACCAAAUACUAUGUCUCUUAUCGUCGCAGUGAAUUUGUCCUGAUGAAGCUGCCGAAGUACGCACUGCCGAAGGAUCUGCAGAUCAUCAGCACAGACGAGAACCAGGUGCUGGUGGCCGUGCAGGAGUGGCACCAGACGGACACCUACACCCUGUACCAGUCGGACCCGCGCGGCGAGCGCUACUCGCUGGUGCUGGAGGCCGUGCGCAGCUCCCGGCAGGCGGGGGAGAGCGUGGUCAUCGACAUCCUCGAGGUCCGAGGGGUGAAAGGAGUCUUCUUGGCGAACCAAAAGGUCGAUGGGAAGGUGGUGACGCUGAUAACCUACAACAAGGGCCGUGACUGGGACCGCCUGAGGCCGCCCAGCACGGACAUGAACGGAAAACCCACCAACUGUAAGCCUCCAGACUGCCACCUCCACCUGCACCUGCGCUGGGCAGACAACCCCUACGUGUCGGGCACCGUGCACACCAAGGACACUGCUCCGGGCCUCAUCAUGGGUGCAGGCAACUUGGGCUCACAGCUGGUGGAGUACAAGGAGGAGAUGUACAUCACGUCCGAUUGCGGGCACAGCUGGCGGCAGGUGUUCGAGGAAGAGCACCACAUCCUCUACCUGGACCACGGCGGCGUGAUUGUGGCCAUCAAGGACACCUCCAUCCCCCUGAAGAUCCUCAAGUUCAGCGUGGACGAGGGCCUCACCUGGAGCACGCACAACUUCACCAGCACCUCUGUGUUUGUGGACGGGCUGCUGAGUGAGCCGGGAGACGAGACGCUGGUCAUGACCGUCUUCGGCCACAUCAGCUUCCGCUCUGACUGGGAGCUGGUCAAGGUGGACUUCCGGCCCUCGUUCUCCAGGCCGUGCAGCGAGGAGGACUACAGCUCCUGGGACCUCGCCAACCUGCAGGGUGACCGCUGCAUCAUGGGCCAGCAGAGAAGCUUCCGGAAGAGGAAGCCCUCGUCCUGGUGCAUCAAGGGGAGGGCCUUCACGUCUGCGCUGGCUUCCCGCGUGUGCGCCUGCCGGGCCUCUGACUUCCUCUGCGACUACGGAUUUGAGCGCUCCCCGUCCUCAGACUCUGAGGCCAACAAGUGCUUUGCCAACUUCUGGUUUAACCCUCUGGCCCCCCCCGACGACUGUGUCCUGGGCCAGACGUACACCAGCAGUCUCGGGUACCGGAAGGUCGUGUCCAACACGUGUGAGGGUGGCGUGGACCUGCAGCAGAGCCCCACGCCGCUGCAGUGCCCCCUCACGCCGCCCCGGGGCCUGCAGGUGCGCGUCCACGGCCAGGCAGUGGCCGUGCGGCCCGGAGAGGAUGUCCUGUUUGAGGUGCGGCAGGAGCAGGGCGAUGUCCUGACCACCAAGUACCAGGUGGACCUGGGGGACGGCUUCAAGGCCAUGUACAUGAACCUUACGUUGACCGGGGAACCCAUCCGGCACCGCUAUGAGAGCCCCGGCAUCUACCGUGUGUCCGUCAGGGCGGAGAACACGGCAGGGCACGACGAGGCGGUGCUCUUUGUCCAGGUCAACUCCCCCCUGCAGGCCCUCUACCUCGAAGUGGUUCCUGUCGUUGGCAUCAACCAGGAGGUGAACCUCACAGCCGUGCUGCUGCCUCCGAACCCCAACCUCACCGUCUUCUACUGGUGGAUCGGCCACAGCCUGCAGCCCUUGCUCUCCCUGGACAACUCUGUGGCAACACGGUUUGCGGACACGGGAGACGUGCGCGUGACGGUGCAGGCUGCCUGCGGGAACUCGGUGCUGCAGGACUCCAGGGUGGUCCGCGUGCUGGAUCAGUUCCAGGUGGUGCCUCUGCAGUUUUCCAGGGCCCUGGACGCUCACAACCCCAACACCCCUGAGUGGAGAGAGGACGUCGGCCUGGUGGUCACCCGGCUCCUCUCCAAGGAGACCGGCGUCCCCGAGGAGCUACUGGUGACCGUGGUGAGGCCAGGGCUGCCCACCUUGGCUGACCUGUAUGUGCUCCUGCCCUCUCAGAGGCCCACGAGGAAGAGGAGCAUCACCAGUGACAAGAGACUCAUGGCCAUCCAGCAGGUGCUGAAUGCACAGAAGAUCAGCUUCCUCCUGCGGGGCGGGGUCCGCGUCCUGGUGGCUGUGAGGGACAUGGACACAGAUUCCCAGAGGCCGGGAGGAGGCGGUGGCUACUGGGCGGUGGCGGUCCUCUUUGUCAUCGGACUCUUUGCGGUGGGAGCCUUCAUCCUCUACAAGUUCAAAAGGAAACGCCCCGGCAGGACCGUGUACGCCCAGAUGCACAACGAGAAAGAGCAGGAGAUGACGAGCCCUGUGAGCCACAGCCAGGGCGCGCAGAGCCCCAUCCAGGGUGAGGGGUUUAUAGACGGCGAUCUGGACUCGCAGACUCUAGGGAACCACUCUGGUGUGGUCCUGAGCAUCAACUCGAGAGAGAUGCACAGCUACCUGGUGAGCUGAUGCCGAUGGAGGCCCGUGCCCAGAACACUCUCCUGUCUGUCGUUUCACCCCCCAUGGAGGGCACAGAACCACAAACGCAGCCGGCACCGGAGCUGGGCCGAGCGUCCCCCCAGAGACCUGUGGAAAAGCCACCUCCUCGGGCCAUGCCCACCCAAGGCGACAGAUGCCCCUCCCUGUGUUCGGUUCAAGCCCGCCCACCCCACAGGACACACGGGCCUGCCGACCCCCGCCCUCCCUGGACACCAGGGCCACUCACCGCCUGCCGCCCCUGCCUGACUCUGGGCACUUCCUGUGCCUGGACCCCAUGCAGCUACCCAGCGGCUCCACGCCUGCCGCCCAGCUCGAGGCCUGACUUCUUGGGCCAAGGCUGGUCCCCCAGAGACCGGGGAGGUGAGCCUGCCAGGCCGCCCGAGCUCCCAGAACUGCAGACACAUGCAGUCGCUCUGCACAGGGACGUGGGAUCCUUCCUGACUUGCUUUCUUCUCCAGACCUGCCCCCAGGGAGGGAGCUCCUGCCUGCAUGGCUGCCCCUCUGCAGGGGGUCCACCCCCUCCAGCAUCGGCAAGUCUGCAACCCAGGCCCCACGCCCAUCCCAGGCCCUCCCAACACCACCCUCCAUGCCUCCCGCUGUCCCUCCUCUGCUAAAGUGGGGAUCGUGUAAAUACCUCUCUAGGUAGCUGUUUGCAUUUGGGGGUUUGUUCAACUUUCGAAAGCUGUCUGGGUUGCUUGGUCAGAGCCCCAUUCUCGGGAACCCCUUUUCCGGAAUGCCCAGGGCUGCUCCUCUGCCUCUCCUGGCACCAUUCUCCCCGUGGGGCGAAAGCUUUCCCCGGCUUCCCCGAGGGAUCCACAGGGGCCCCCCCCGGGGUCCAGUGCCUGCACUGCUGCAGCCAGCCAGCAGGCGGCGCCCUCCUGCAGGCCUUCCCAGCGCCCGGCGGGACAGCCCGGAGAUGCACCAAGUGUCCCAGCUUCCUUAUAGCUUAAGGGACCGAUGUGAAAACCCAGGAACCAGCAGAUGUUUAGGAUGCCAGAGCCAGAAGGGCCAUCCAGGAGUGUGCCCCUCUUUUGAAGAUGGAGAAACUGAGGCCAAAGGAGAGGGUGACAUUCCCAAGGUCACACAGCAAGAUGGUAGCAGAGGUAUCCUGGGAACCAGCCCCUGCUCCCCAUGCAGUGUGGUCCACUCAGUCACCGAUGCCCAGAACCAGGGAUGCUAGCUGAAGUCUACACACAUGAGUACAUGGGGGAGGUUGUCCCCUUUUGCCUUGAAACCGGAAGGCAGAUCCCCUCCCCCUCCUCCCCGUCCUUCUCACCGCCCCAUCCCCCCCCACCCCCCGGGCGGGGUCUUCAGGGGGCAGGGCCUUUACCUCCAAGGGGAGGAGCACGGAGCCAGGCCAGGAAGCGCUGGCAGGUGGUGAGUCCACGAUGAGGCCCGGGGGCAUCAGCCCAUUUGCCCUGGAAAAGAAGCUCAGCCUGCGGGAGGGGGGCCUAGGACGGCCCCUCACACCCGGAACAGCCCCCGGCUCACGGGGGCCCCUCAGUCUUUGUGGGUGACCCCAGCGCCCUCAUGUCACAAACGGGCACUCUGAGACCACAGGGAGGAAGGGGUCACUGUGGGUUACACGGCCAGGCUGGGGAGGUGUCCUUCUCCCGGCCUCGCCUGCCCAUGGGCUGGGGCUCCCGGGCCACCACCUCAGAGGUCACCCUGCAAGUGGUCGUCCAGCCCCUCCAGGGGGAAGGGCGGGCCAGGGCCCCAGGCCACGGACCUGGCGAAGUUGGUGUGGGAAGACGCUGGGAUUCUGGGGACCUUUGCCCCCAGCCUGCUUGCAGUCCCAAAGACACCUCAGGGGCCCCUGCGUCCUGCCAUCCCCACCCGGCCUGUCCUGUGAGGAUCAGACACACAGGGGCCAACACCGGUCAGCACCGUGCAGGUCCAAGGUCAGGGUCAGCAUGGAGCCCUGGACGCAGCCCCCAGCUCAUCAGUGCCUGCAGGUCCCCCCGUGACCCCUCAACUUCUUCUCUCCGCUGUUUGGGUAGGGUUUUUUUUCCCCUUAGUUAUUUGUGUUUUUCUUGAAUCUUAUGUUAUUUCUAUUAUGAGUGUUUUGGGUGUGUGGGCCCAAGAAGCUGGGAAUAAGUUGGCACCUGCUAGAACCUUCUACUUUCCAUCUGCAUAACCGUGUAGACCGACGUGCAGGGCUGUGGGUCAUCUGGCUAGACACUGAGGCUCUCUGUAAUUGAUGGCCAGGUCUAUACAGGUGCCGGAAUGGGAGGCGACCUGCCGUGGGCAGCCCCGGUCUUGCUCAACCAGACUGUGCCCGUACUUGGCAUAUGCACUUAACAAAGACGCGAGAAAUUCUUUCUUAUUUUUCCUUUUUAAAAAUCAAUAAAUCAUUUGUGAUGCUUUUAACAAAGA
Molecule: messenger RNA, 5802 nt
Organism: Equus quagga
Lineage: Eukaryota; Metazoa; Chordata; Mammalia; Perissodactyla; Equidae
Gene: SORCS2
Product: sortilin related VPS10 domain containing receptor 2
Exons: 27
Cellular component (GO): membrane
Molecular function (GO): protein binding
Source: RefSeq, a predicted model, not a curated record